CUGCACUCACAGUCGCUCUUGUUCUGCCAGACUGCCUAAAGAUGAGAAGUUUAGCUGAAGACAGAGCAGUUUCCAGGAAUCAGCAGUAUGGCCAUGAACAGUGACAAUUCUCGAGAUUUUCCUCCAGUCUUCAGUCAUGAACCUGGAUCCUCAGGCACAAAACAUCAGCAGCUCAAACACAGAGCAGAGUUUCCAGGAUCCAGCUCCAUGUCCAUGAACAGUGCCAAGUCUCGAGAUUAUCCUCCAGUCUUCAGUCAUGAACCUGGACCCUCAUUCACAAAACAUCAGCGGCACAAACACAGAGCAGAGUUUCCAGACAUCAGCAGUAUGUCCAUGAACAGUGACAAGUCUCGAGAUUAUCCUCCAGUCUUCAGUCAUGAACCUGAACCCUCAGGCACAAAACGUCAGCAGCACAAACACAGAGCAGAGUUUCCAGGAUCCAGCUCUGUGUCCAUGAAGUCCAGAGAUUAUCCUCCAGUCUUCAGUCAUGAACCUGGACCCUCAGUCACACAAGAUAUGCCACUGGUUGGGGAGCCACUGUCCUGCUGUCCUUUGUGUCAGAAUGUCUUGAAGGAUUCAUCAAGAAAGCCCUCCUGUCCCCAAUGUGGGGAAAGAUCCAGAACCAGACCUGGUCUGCAGACAGCCAAUGCUCAUCUGCAGAAAAUUUCAGAUGCACUAAAAUUCAGUCUGAGAACAAGAUAUGAACAUGUGACUGAGGGAACUAAUAAAACAGGAUGUGGAGCCCUCCUCAGAAUGAUCUACACUGAGCUCUACAUCACUGAGGGACAGAAUAAAGAAUUUCGCUUCCAACAUGAGGUGAGGCAGGUGGAGAGCGCUUCUAAGAAGAUCCAUCGUGAAACACCAAUUGGCUGUCAGGACAUCUUUAAAGCCUUACCUGACCAACAGAGACCAAUCAGAGUGGUUCUGACAUAUGGUGUUGCUGGCAUCGGAAAAACCUUCUCAGUGCAGAAGUUCACUCUGGACUGGGCAGAGGGCUUAGAAAACCAACACAUCAGUGCGGUGGUUCUGCUUUCAUUCAGGGAGCUGAACUUGGUCAGAGAUGAGCAGUACAGUCUCCUGGAGCUGAUCCAUGUUUUCCAUCCAACAUUACAGAGCGUCACAGCAGAGCAGCUCACUGUGUGUAAUCUUUUGUUCAUCUUUGAUGGCCUGGAUGAAAGCAGACUUUUGUUGGAUUUCACCAACAGGAAGCUUGUGUCUGAUGUCACACAGAAGUCAACCAUCAGUGAGCUCCUGACAAAUCUCAUCGAGGGGAAUCUGCUUCCCUCUGCUCUCAUCUGGAUAACUUCCCGACCUGCAGCAGCCAAUCAGAUUCCUCCCACAUGUGUUGACAGGGUGACAGAAGUGCGAGGCUUCACUGACGCUCAGAAGGAGGAGUACUUCAGGAGGAGAUUCAGAAACGAAGCAUUCUCCAGCAGAAUCAUCUCCCACAUGAAGACAUCCAGGAGCCUCCACAUCAUGUGUAGUAUCCCAGUCUUCUGCUGGAUCACUGCUACAGUUCUGGAGCACAUGUUGACUACAGAGCAGAGAGGAGAGCUGCCCAAGACCCUGACUGACAUGUACUCACACUUCCUGCUGGUUCAGAUAAAGAAGAAAAAGCACAAAUACUCUGAGGGGCAUGGGACAAGUCUUCAGAAGCUUACCAAUGCUGACAGGGAAGUUCUUCUGAAGUUGGGGAGGCUAGCAUUUGAACAUCUGGAGAAAGAAAACAUCAUUUUCUACCAAGAAGACUUGGAGCAGUGUGGUCUGGAUGUCACAGAGGCCUUGGUGCACUCAGGAGUUUGUACAGAGAUCUUCAGAGAAGAAUCUGUGAUCUUCCAGAAACCAGUUUACUGCUUUGUUCAUCUGAGCAUUCAAGAGUUUCUGGCUGCAGUCUACAUGUUCCACUGUUACACCAACAGGAAGACAGAGGUGCUGAAGAACUUCCUUAAUAAAGACAUCUCAUCUCUGGAAGAUCUUUUGAGCAAUGCCAUGGAGAAAUCUUUCCUAAGUGACAGCGGCUACCUGGAACUGUUUGUUCGUUUCCUUCAUGGCCUCUCUCUGAAGUCCAACCAAAAACUCUUAGGUGGUCUGCUGGGUCAGACAAAGAGCAGUCCAGAAAUCAUCCAGAGAGUCAUCAACAACCUGAAGGAGAUUAAAACUUAUGAUAAGUGUCCAGACAGAAGCCUAAACAUCUUCCACUGUCUGAUGGAGAUGAAUGACCUUUCGGUACAUCAGGAGAUCCAAGAGUUCCUACAGUCAGAGAACAAAUCAGUGAAGAAACUCUCUGGAAUUCAGUGCUCAGCUCUGGCAUAUAUGCUGCAGAUGUCAGAGGAGGUCUUGGAUGUGUUGGAUCUGAUGAAAUACAACACAUCACAGGAGGGACGACACAGACUGGUUGCAGCUGUGAGGAACUGCAGAAAGGCUCGACUUCAUGAUGUUUGGCUCUCAGAGAAUCACUGUAAAACUGUGACCUCAGCUCUGAUAUCCAACAACUCCAAUCUGAGAGAGCUGCAGCUGAGUUCAGUCAAGCUGCAGGAUCCAGCAGAGGCACUGUUUGCUAGUCUGGGGCAUCCAAACUGUAGACUGGAGACACUCAGCUUUGAGAACAGCACUUUGUCAGAGAACAACUGUGCUGCUCUGCUCAGUGCUCUGAAGUCCAACCCUCCAUAUCUGAAACAUCUGGAUCUAAUAGGAUGCAACCUGGAGGGCUCAGGGAUGAAACAGCUGUAUGAUUAUCUGGAGAGUCCACACUGUAAACUACAGUUUAAAAGGUCAGUUCACUUGACUUAGAUUAUGAAGGAAAAACAUUUCGUUGGUUUCUGUUUAUUAGUGUGUCUGCAGAACAAACGAUCACACAUACAAAGAGAAUAAGGAUGUGUAGCAGGCUGACUAUGUGAUGAUCCACAGUAACAACAGAACAAAGUUACUCCUCAUUUUAGAGAAAAAAGCUUUAAAUAUGCAGUUUACAUGGUAACAUUGAACUGCACAUUUAAAGGUCUUGUGUCCUAACACUUAAUGAAUUGUUAGUUUCACAUGUCCCCAGAAUCUAUAUUUCAGGCUUCUGUUCAAAACAACAUACAGAUCAUUUUUUAACAAUAUCUGCAAACCUCUAGUUAGGAACGAUUUAAGUCAAACUGGAAUGGGCUCUACAUCCACC
Molecule: messenger RNA, 3157 nt
Organism: Oreochromis niloticus (Nile tilapia)
Lineage: Eukaryota; Metazoa; Chordata; Actinopteri; Cichliformes; Cichlidae
Product: NLR family CARD domain-containing protein 3
Exons: 8
Coding region: 88-2790 (900 amino acids)
Source: RefSeq, a predicted model, not a curated record